Pedinophyceae sp. YPF-701 is the source of this 432-nucleotide messenger RNA. The record is from the annotation of a GenBank genome assembly. NCBI's taxonomy places the organism in Eukaryota, Viridiplantae, Chlorophyta, Pedinophyceae.
AUGACCUUCGCCGGCGCCGCCAGCCUGCUGCGCACCCGCGCGCCCGCGGUCGCGCCCCAGCGCCGCGCCCAGCGCCGGGUAACCGCUCGCGCAGAGGAGGAGUCGAAGUCGCUGGAGACGAUGCGGAAGUUCGCACAGCAGUACGCGAAAGGCUCCGGGACUUACUUCUGCAUGGAUAAGUCGGUGACCGCCGUCGUCAUCCAGGGCCUCGCGGAGCACAAGGACGAGCUCGGAGCCCCGCUGUGCCCGUGCAGGCACUACGACGACAAGGCCGCGGAGGUCGAGCAGGGGUUCUGGAACUGUCCGUGCGUGCCGAUGCGGGAGCGGAAGGAGUGCCACUGCAUGCUGUUUCUGACCGAGGACAACGAUUUCGCCGGCGACGACCAGACCAUCUCUAUGGACGAGAUCAAGGAGACGACGUCGCAAAUGUAG